AUGUACAACCGCCCUUUAGAAAAAUCUUUUUACAUAAUCAUUGCAAUUGCUAAGAAAUGCGAUACAAAACAAAGAAACAGUUGUCAAGUUUAUUCAAUUAAAAUGCCUUUGAUAAUUUUGAUGCGAAUUGCAUGGAAUCUUAAAGUCGGUCAUGGUGAUGAUGGACGACGGCUCAGCAUUUCAGAUUACUGUACCUCCAAGUCUCGCAAUUACUUCAGCUCAAUAUAA
Molecule: messenger RNA, 228 nt
Organism: Clunio marinus
Lineage: Eukaryota; Metazoa; Arthropoda; Insecta; Diptera; Chironomidae
Source: the annotation of a GenBank genome assembly